AUCCACGUACGUAUAGUUGUAUACCAGGUGAAGGACCAAUUUGCUGGCGCGUUGCGACCGUUUUGACGAAUAUCGCGUGAAUUUCUCUUUUGCUGCGCAGGGGGCGCGAUCUGCCAGUACGAUGGUUUGCUCUUUUGUUGCUCUGCUGUUUUGUAGAUUCGGGCAGGAGUGACGUUUGAGAGCAGCGAAGUGCGGCAAGCGGUUGAUGCGCACGUGUAUGCAUAUGUAUAGGAUUACCUACUGUGAAGCGUACGUUUUUGCUUCCACGUUUACUGAGGCGAAGGCGGCGGGGACCCCCCCCUGAACGGGCAGUAUACACUUCUUCCCCAACGCAACAACGAUGGAGCACUGCAGAAAACGGAUUGAGGAGCUGGUGAGGGGAGAGGGGGGGGAGGCAGAACUCCCCAAGGAUGAAAACGAAUACCUAAUAAAGCAGUUACUAAAAAAUGUUAUCGAAAUUGUGAAACUGACAAACAGAGUCUCCACAAAUUGUCUCUACGAAAACAGAGUAGAUGUCAUGUCCAACGAUGAGCAGGCGAAACAGAUCCAAAGGGAUUUACUAAAAACGGUGCACGAUUUGUUACUAUACAGCUCUAGUGAAAAAACGAAGAGUUCACUUACGUGGGAACUCAACGGUGACCACUUAACCCUAGCUAAUAAUUAUCACAUCAUAUCUACCACGCUGGAAGAAAUUUUGUCCAGGGCGAAGGACUGCUUUCGAUUCUUUCAUGUUAAAGAUAAGGAGACCUCAUUGUUGUCAUGUAAAAAUAGCAAACUUGAGAAGAAUUCCCCCCCCGAGUUUGCUUCUUCCCAAAGGGGGGAAGGCAAGCCAGCAAAUACCCAUUCAAAGGGGAAGACCAAACCAGGUCGCAACCACAACGGAAAGAAGAGUAAUAAGGACCCCAAUUUGCAGGCACAAACUGGAGAAGAGGGAGAGAGAGAUAACGCAUUUCAGAUAAUCUUCCAGUCGAACAUCUUACACGUUCAGAGCGAAUCGGAGGAGAGUACCUCAGAGAAAGCAAAUGAAAAAAAAACGAAAAAGGAAAUAAGCAAAAAUGAGAAAAAAAGGAGGUCAUCAUCACCCAAGUGGAAGGAGAAGAGUGAGGAGAACCCCCAAAUGAUGGAUAACCUCUCCCCAUUUAGAAAAAUCUCGAGAAAAACACAGUACGCUUGGUUGCACCUGAUUAACAAUCAUGCUACCUUCUUCAUCCCCCGUCUGCCGGUCAAGCAUAACAGACUGGCUGAUCUGGAGAGAGGCCUUAUCGAAGCGGUAAAAUCCAUGCAGAGCUACAUCCAGAAGAAGAGGAAAAUUCUUCAAUACAGGGAACUUUUUAACGGCAAUAAGUUGAAGCAUAUAAGUUGUGGGGAUAUUCUCGGCGAAAUUUUUGAGGAGGACAAGCUGGGAGAUGUAGCGGAGGGUACGGUGAAAGAGGUGAAGGCAUCCCAAUUGUGCAGCAGCUCGGGGGGCUCCUCAGAAGAGCCUAUUAUCCCCCAAGAACGGCUUACCUCCCCCCCAGAUGAGUCCUUCUUUUGGAAGAUGCUGAAAAGGCUAGAUAAAGACAUAAAUAAAUGUAACCCCCAAUUUAGCAACCUGGGCCAUCCGUACAGUUACGAAAUAAAUGACAUGCUAAGUCGGUACCACGAAAGGGAUGAAAGUGUAUCCCCCUUCGUGAAGGUACCCCCUGAAUUGCCCCUCCCCGUGCAGGUAAACGAGAAGGAGUGCAAAAUGGUUAGCAGUGAAGGUGAGCUGAUCGACAUGGUGAAUACUAUUAAAGCGGGGUGCACAAAAAUGUCCCUCUCCCUUGUGAUGAAUUAUAAAAGCACCUACCGAGGUUUCACAUCCCUAAUUUUAGUGGGAACAGAAGAGUGCGAUUACAUCCUUGAUGCGUUGCACAUUUUCGAGCAGAUGCACGCGCUGAACGAGGUUACUACAGAUCCGAACAUCCUCAAAAUUGUGUACAAGUCGAAAAGCAUCAUACCAGUGAUGCAGAGGGACUUUUCGAUCUACUUUGUUAACAUCAUUGACAUUUCUGUUUGCUCUGAUUUUCUGAACGUGAGGAACUCCUUGGCUUUUCUGGUGCACAAUUACUUCCACGUCAGUGUCAAUUCGGCUGGACAAGGGUUUAAUGCUCUCACAAGACCGCUGUCCACUGACGCGGUUCAAAAUUUGAGGAUGCCUUUCCACUAUCUGUACUACCUCUUCGAGUACGUCAAGACGGACUUAUAUUUCAACUACAUAUUUGCGCAUUACCGGCGGGAGGGUCAAACGGAGGGGGGAGGAGAAGCUGAGAGGGAAGCGAAGGAUGAGGAAAACGCUAUGGAUGCGAUAGACUCGAUGGACGCGGAGGAUGCGAUGGACACUCUGCAACGGCUGAUCGACCGGGAUGGCCCCCCCCGAAGCAACAUCUACGUACACUUUGAAAAUAUAAAAUUCGAAAACACCUCAGAAGAGGAACAAAAAUAUGGAGAAGAAAUCAUCAGGAAGGUAUUCAGAGAGAGCAAUAAGAUGUGCCUUCUAGAGUACAAGGUGAAAGACGUGUGUGAUGUGGAAAAGACAAAGGAAAAAAUCAAAAGGAUUAUAAAAACGUCCUAUUAUAACUCCUCCAGUUGUGACCCCUUAAUAGAAAAUAUAUUAACCUGGAGAGAAAAGCUAGCCAAAAAAAAUGACGAAUCUCCGGACAGCAUAAUUAACAUCCACACCAUCAUUUCUAUUAUUUUGAAUAUGCCUACCUCAAUUUCAAGCCUAAAGAAUAACAUCAUCCCCAUGUCCAAUCUUAUGUCCGAAAAUCUGGAGGCCCUAUUUGAAAUAAUUAUCAAAUCGAGUCUGAAAAAGAAGACGAAUCUACAGUUUUAUCGAAAUUUUAUUCAAAAUGAGAAGCCCAACAUUUCUAACUGCAGCAAUGAACAGGAAUUGAAUUCCAUGCAAUGCCCCGUCCCUAGGGAGGAGAGAAGCGGUCUAGGCGGCGAAGCGGCGGACGGGGAAGGUGAAGCCAACGGAAUCCUCAUUGUCCCGCCGAGGAUGCACUUUCAGAGCAUUUCGGAGGGGGCGCAUCCUCCCGAGGGGGAUGAGGAGGGCGCCGGAGAUAGCAUUAGUGAUUGUAAUAGCGCUGGUGAUGGUGAUGACGAUGACGAUGCCCCUCGCUGUGCCCCACACAGCAGACGCGACGGACGCGGUGACGAACUGGAGGCGCACGAAGAGGGAGGAACCCCCACAGCCAGCGCGCCUGAUCAGACCUUCACCCUGGAGAGAACCUUCUUCGGCGACGACGAAAGUGACGAGGAGGCCAGCGAGAAACGUAAAACCUUUGGCGGCAAAAACGGAAAAUAUGAAAACUACGCUUUGCUGUCGUCCCUACUUAGCUACGUCAAAGAGAAGAACCAGAAAAGGUGUAAAACUUCUGAGCAUCCUGUGAAGGAAGAAAAUGUGAAGACGGAAGAAGAGGAGGCAGAAAUGCAGAAGCAGAGGACCACUUACAAAAGUGUGAAAAGGCAACUACCCCUCGACAUUGCUGACAACAGUUUUGGCCAAAAAAAAAUUAAACCAAUACAACAGCAGCAACAACAACAACAACAACAACAACAACAACAACACCAGUCGUACAGCGAGCAGUACAACAUAAAGAACGCAAAGGGGCUGUACUCCAAAAACAUUUUAAGCGAAAUGAACAAAAAGUGGAAUGGCUAG
Plasmodium vivax (malaria parasite P. vivax) is the source of this 3685-nucleotide messenger RNA. RefSeq names its product 3'-5' exonuclease domain containing protein. Gene Ontology annotation, molecular function: nucleic acid binding; nucleotide binding; 3'-5'-RNA exonuclease activity. Gene Ontology annotation, biological process: histone mRNA catabolic process; nuclear polyadenylation-dependent snoRNA catabolic process; nuclear polyadenylation-dependent snRNA catabolic process. Lineage: Eukaryota; Apicomplexa; Aconoidasida; Haemosporida; Plasmodiidae. The record is from RefSeq and is a predicted model, not a curated record. Gene Ontology annotation, cellular component: nucleolus; nuclear exosome (RNase complex). The coding region runs from base 341 to 3685 and encodes 1114 amino acids. The transcript has a single exon.